CUGGGCAAUAAAGGGAGACUCUGACCCUAAAAAAUAAAAACGAAAGUGAAUGAGUGGAGAGGGGACUAAAACCUCAACACAUGAGGAAUAUGUGAAGCAACUGUUUUGCUUGAGCUAGAGAAUCUGAGAGGGGAAUGUAAAGAGCUAUCAUAUGGAUUGAGAAUUAAAUUUAGACUGUGUUUUCAAGGGGGCUGGUGUUUGAACUAACAGUAGAAAAUAGAGAGAGGAGUGUGGCAGUUCAAGAUAAAGACCUUUGUCCUGAUAAGAGCUAUUUGGAAAGGGGGUGGGCUGGCCCAAGUGAUGCUGGUAUCUCUGUCCCUAAAGGAUCAGUGGUUGUUUUACCAACCACUGUUGAUCUGAAUGGCCUUUUCAUGCAGGGUGCGUGUGGUUGGUCAGGCCCUGAUAAGGCUGGAUGAACCUACAUGCUGACAUCUGGGGAUUGUUUAUUCGCCUCUGAGACCUACUGUCAUAGAUGUUUCUUACCGUGUACCUCAGUAACAAUGAGCAGCACUUCACAGAAGUUCCAGUUACUCCAGAAACAACAUGCAGAGACGUGGUGGAUCUGUGCAAAGAACCUGGCGAGAACGACUGCCAUUUGGCUGAAGUGUGGUGUGGCUCUGAACGUCCAGUUGCUGAUAAUGAGCGAAUGUUUGAUGUUCUUCAACGAUUUGGAAGUCAGAGGAAUGAAGUUCGUUUCUUCCUUCGUCAUGAACGCCCCCCUAGUAGGGACAUUGUGACUGGACCAAGAUCUCAGGAUCCCAGUUUAAAAAGAAAUGGUGUAAAAGUUCCUGGUGAACAUCGAAGAAAAGAGAAUGGUGUUAAUAGUCCUAGGAUGGAUUUGACUCUUGCUGAACUUCAGGAAAUGGCAUCUCGCCAGCAGCAACAGAUUGAGGCCCAGCAACAAAUGCUGGCUACUAAGGAACAACGUUUAAAGUUUUUGAAACAACAAGAUCAGCGGCAACAGCAACAAGCUGCAGAGCAGGAGAAGCUUAAGCGACUGAAGGAAAUAGCUGAGAGUCAGGAAACUAAGCUAAAAAAAGUGAGAGCACUAAAAGGCCAUGUGGAACAGAAGAGGCUAAGCAACGGGAAACUUGUGGAAGAAAUUGAACAGAUGAAUAGUUUGUUCCAGCAAAAACAGAGAGAACUUGUUCUGGCCGUGUCAAAAGUAGAGGAACUGACAAGACAGCUAGAGAUGCUCAAGAACGGCAGGAUCGACGGCCACCAUGAUAACCAGUCUGCUGUGGCCGAGCUGGAUCGUCUCUAUAAGGAGCUGCAGUUAAGAAACAAAUUGAAUCAAGAGCAGAAUGCCAAGCUACAACAACAGAGAGAGUGUUUGAACAAGCGUAAUUCAGAAGUGGCAGUCAUGGACAAGCGUGUUAAUGAGCUGAGGGACCGGCUCUGGAAGAAGAAGGCAGCUCUACAGCAAAAAGGAAACCUACCAGCUUCAUCUGAUGGAAAUCUUCCCCAGCAAGCGGUAUCAGCCCCAAGCCGUGUGGCUGCUGUAGGACCCUAUAUCCAGUCCUCUACUAUGCCACGGAUGCCCUCAAGGCCUGAACUGCUGGUGAAGCCGGCCCUGACAGAUGGUUCCUUUGUCAUGCAGGCUUCAGAGGGGCCAAUGAAAAUACAGACGCUGCCCAAUAUGAGGUCAGGGGCUGCUUCACAAACUAAAGGCUCUAAAAUCCAUUCAUUUGGCCCUGAUUGGAGUCCUUCAAAUGCAGAGCUUUUCCAAAACCACGGCUCAGCUUCUGUACCUCAGAGUGCUGGGAAUACUCUGGACCAAGUUGAUGAUGGAGAGAUUCCACUGAGGGAGAAAGAAAAAAAAGUACGUCCCUUUUCAAUGUUUGACACGGUGGACCAGUCUGCUGCCCCGCCCUCCUUUGGUACUCUGAGGAAAAACCAGAGCAGUGAAGAUAUCUUGCGGGAUGCCCAGGCUUCGAAUAAAAAUGUAGUUAAAGUACCACCUCCUGUUCCUACCAAACCAAAACAGAUUAAUUUGCCUUAUUUUGGACAAACUAAUCAGUCAUCUUCAGACAUGAAGCCAGAUGGAAAUCCUCAGCAAUUGCCAACAACUGUCACAUCUAUGGGAAGCCAGACCCAGCGGCCACCCAGAGCCCUGCUGCCUCCCAGUGCACCUGCACCUGGCCAAGACCAAGCCCUUCCUCCAGGCUCAAAGCAGGAGAGUCCACCUGCUGCUGCUGUCCGGCCCUUCACUCCCCAGUCUUCCAAAGACACCCUAUUUCCACCCUUCAGAAAACCCCAGACUGUGGCAGCAAGCUCCAUAUAUUCCAUGUAUACGCAGCAUCAGGCUCCAGGAAAAAACUUCCAGCAGGCCGUGCAAAGUGCGUUGACCAAGACACAUACCCGAGGGCCACACUUUUCCAGUGUAUAUGGCAAACCUGUGAUUGCUGCUGCCCAAAAUCCACAACAGCACCCAGAGAACAUUUAUUCCACUAGCCAGGGCAAGCCUGGCAGUCCAGAACCUGACACAGAGCCUAUUUCCUCAGUUCAGGAGAACCAUGAAAACGAAAGAAUUCCUCGACCACUCAGCCCAACCAAAUUAUUGCCUUUCUUAUCUAAUCCUUACCGAAACCAGAGUGAUGCUGACUUAGAAGCCCUACGAAAGAAAUUGUCUAAUGCACCAAGGCCACUGAAGAAACGUAGUUCUAUUACAGAGCCAGAAGGUCCUAAUGGGCCCAAUAUUCAGAAACUUUUGUACCAGAGGACCACUAUUGCUGCCAUGGAGACCAUCUCUGUCCCAUCAUACCCAUCUAAGUCAGCUUUAGUGACUGCCAGCUCAGAAAGCCCAGUGGAAAUCCCGAAUCCGUAUUUACAUGUGGAGCCCCAGAAGGAAGUGGUCUCUCUGAUUCCUGAACCUUUGUCCCCAGAGGCUAUGGGGAGUGCCGGUCCAGAGAACAGUGACAUGCCAGUUCCUUCUCCAGGCCUUGAUCAUGUGCCUGAAGGAGUCCCAGACAGUAGCCCUGAUCUCCAACAGAACGUGGAAGAACCAAAUCCAGAGGCUCCCCGUCUGCUUGACGUGUACCUGGAAGAGUACCCUCCUUACCCACCCCCUCCGUACCCUUCUGGGGAGCCCGAAGGGCCUGGAGAGGACUCUGUGAGCAUGCGCCCACCUGAGAUCACUGGGCAGAUCUCUCUGCCUCCUGGCAAAAGGACAAACUUGCGUAAAACCGGCUCAGAGCGUAUUGCUCACGGAAUGAGAGUGAAAUUCAACCCCCUUGCUUUACUUUUGGAUUCAUCUUUGGAGGGAGAAUUUGACCUUGUACAGAGAAUUAUUUAUGAGGUCGAUGACCCAAGCCUGCCUAAUGAUGAAGGCAUCACAGCGCUUCAUAAUGCUGUGUGUGCAGGGCACACAGAAAUCGUUAAGUUCCUGGUACAGUUUGGUGUAAAUGUAAAUGCUGCUGAUAGUGAUGGAUGGACUCCAUUGCACUGUGCUGCCUCGUGUAACAAUGUCCAAGUGUGUAAGUUUUUGGUGGAGUCAGGAGCCGCUGUGUUCGCCAUGACCUACAGUGACAUGCAGACUGCUGCAGAUAAGUGUGAGGAAAUGGAGGAAGGCUACACCCAGUGCUCUCAGUUUCUUUAUGGAGUGCAGGAGAAAAUGGGCAUUAUGAAUAAAGGACUCAUCUAUGCACUUUGGGAUUACGAACCUCAGAAUGAUGAUGAACUGCCCAUGAAAGAAGGAGACUGCAUGACAGUCAUCCGCAGGGAGGAUGAAGAUGAGACCGAGUGGUGGUGGGCACGCCUUAAUGACAAGGAAGGAUAUGUUCCACGCAACUUGCUGGGACUGUACCCAAGAAUUAAACCAAGACAAAGGAGUUUGGCCUGAAACUUUAACAGCAUUUUAGUUAAUGAAGAUUUGAUAUCUGUUAUCACUAAAAAGAAGAAUACACUUGUUUUUGGCAAAAAUUUCAAAAGACUUGUUUUAAUGACUGUGUAGCUUCAAAGCAGUGAAGAAUGUCUCUGGAAGAAAAUGAAGGAUUAAAGAUUUCACUACUAGAGGACAGUCAGCAUGAUGAAAUGGAAUUUACAAGGGAGCAGACCAUACUGUGUUGGAGCAAAGGUGUUCCAUGUAGCACUCAGAAAAAUAUACAGUGAUAAUCCUGUUUUCUAUAAAAAAUAGGAUGGGUGGUGCCUGUGGCUCAAGGAGUAGGGCGCUGGUCCCACAUGCCGGAGGUGGCGGGUUCAAACCCAGCCCCGGCCAAAAACCACAAAAAAAAAAAAAAUAGGACGUUUAUUGGACUGUUGGGAAAUCGGCUUCAUAUCCUGCUUAGUGGGCAUUUUUAGCACUUGCUUGUAUGCCAGGAAGGACUAGUGCCAUUAUGGCACCAUCUCUGAUGUUCCCCUAACACCAGGAGUCCCUCGGGGGCCUGUAUGAAGGCUGGAUGGUGCCAUAUACUUGUAUAUUAUCAGCAAAGAACUGUCAGUUGGUUGUCCAUGAGCAAUAACUUUAUUGUAUGAGUUCUUGUAGCAUCUUAAGGAUUUUACAUACAUUUGAAAUAUUGAAACUAAGCUAUACUUUCAGUAGUUAGACUUAGAAUCUUAUUUGUAGGCUGAAUUUGAAUUUAUAUUUAUUGUCUUUUGUAUCUCGAUAAUUAGAGACUUGGUAUAGACUUACCCAUAACGUUUGUCAAGUUCAUAGCUAGCUUUAAAAAUAAUUGUAAUAAAUUAAACUUUUUGACUGUAAAUUGUUCACUAGUUUUUAUCUUUAAUUUUCAUAAAGAGACCUUGUUUAAAGGUCACAAGUUGGCUGGGUGUGGUGGCGGCUCAUGCGUGUAAUCCUAGCCCUCUGGAAGGCUGAGGUGGGUAGCUUGCUUGAGAGUUUGAGACCAGCCUGAGCCAGGGCCAGAGUGAGAAAAAAAAAAAUAGCCAGGCGUUGUGGCAGGCGCCUGUAGUCCCAGCUAUGUGGGAGGCUGAGGCAAGAGAAUUGCUUAAGCGCAAGAGUUUGAGGUUGCUGUGAGCUGUGACACCACAGCACUCUACCAAGGACAACAAAGUGAGACUCUGUAAAUGAAUGAAUGAAUGAAUGAAUGGAUGAAUGUCUUACCCAGCUGAAAAAUAACAAACUGCCUAAUGUAAAUGUAUGUACUAUAAUAAGAUUUCUUUAGCAGCCAAGUGAUUAAAUGUAUAUGUUUUUCUUUGCUUACUUUAAAAAACUCUCUGUUUUGCAUUUCAUGAGUUUGGGGAGUUUUUAAAUAUUUUGUUUUAUCUUUUGUUAAAAUGGGGACUUGAUAAGUUGCAGAGGCUGGUCAUGAACUCCUGGCUUCAAGUGGUCCUCCUGCCUUGCCUCCCAAGUGUUGAGCCACUGAGCCUAGCUGAGUUUGGGUGGUUUUUGGUAUAGAACUAAGUUUUGUUUUUUAAAAAAAAGAUCUUAGAGAUCAUGGUGAUAGAAACCUGCUUUGCACUUUUUACCUAGAACCUCUAACGGACUGCUUUAGUGUCCUUAUUUUAUUUCAAGUUCUUCUUGAUUUGUGGAGUAAAAAAUCAUGUGCACGAAGUCGCCACAUUGUUUUAUUAAUAUGUUGCCAAGUUCAUCGUUUGUUUUGAAACCCAUUUGCUUAGGGGAACUAUUGUAUUUAAUAGAAGAUACAAAUUAAAAACCAGUAAUCACUCAUUUUCACAAGUAACAUUUCUAACAAGGAAGGUAAAUGAAAGAACAUACCAUACCUUUCAGGUAAUGAAGAAGGAACAGCCUGAACUCAACGUCAAAAGACCCCAGUGUGGCAGGCAAAAUUCCAAAGACGCCCCUUCUAUCCUGUUCACUGGUUAUUCAGUCUAGCACUAAUUUAGGUACAGUAAGUCCUCACUUAAUGUUGACAUAGGGAACCAGCAGGCCCUGCUCACUAAGGAGUUACAAGGCUCAAGCUAAGGUCCCUGAUAAAAUAGGAGGCAGUCGCCUAUAAUCCUAACACUCUGGGAGGCCAAGGCAGGUGGAUUGCUUGAGCUCACGAGUUUGAGACCAGCCUAAGCAAGAGCAAGACCCCGUCUCUACUAAAAAAUAGAAAAACUGAGGCAAGAGGAUUGCUUGAGCUCUAGUUGGAGGUUGCUAUGAGCUAUGAUGCCAUGGCACUCUACCCAGGGUGACAGCUUGAGACUGUUCAAAACAAACAAAAAUGGGAAGCAUUGGGGAAACUGACCAAGAUGGCAAUGAAAGUUACCUCUGGUUACCCUCACUGCUCAGAAUACACUAAUAAUAAUUCAUUAGCAUGCUAAGAGAAAUUCCCACCAAAACUGUGACAGUUUACAAAUGCCAUGGAAACUCCUAGAAGUUACCUCAGAGGAGAGACCCUCAAUUUCAGUAAUUCCUUACCCCUUUCCCAGAAAUCUUAUGAAUAAUCCACCUGCUUAACAUAAAGUUAAAUAAGUAUAAAAUAAGACUCUGUGUUCUUAGAACGGGCACUCUGUGCCUGAGGAGGAGCCUUCCUUCUGUUCCUUUGUUACUUAAUAAACUUGCUUUUGCUUUACUCUGUUGGCUCACU
Nycticebus coucang (slow loris) is the source of this 6491-nucleotide messenger RNA. It is a transcript of the gene TP53BP2, whose product is annotated as tumor protein p53 binding protein 2. The record is from RefSeq and is a predicted model, not a curated record. NCBI's taxonomy places the organism in Eukaryota, Metazoa, Chordata, Mammalia, Primates, Lorisidae. Gene Ontology annotation, molecular function: p53 binding. The transcript has 18 exons. The coding region runs from base 473 to 3841 and encodes 1122 amino acids. Gene Ontology annotation, biological process: regulation of apoptotic process; signal transduction. Gene Ontology annotation, cellular component: nucleus.